UUUACAAAACAUCAGAAAGAAACGUUAGCAGAAAUACCUGAAACAGCAACGCAGCAGAGACGCAAAAUAACAAAUCCCCUCUGAAAGCCGACAGCCGCCGAGGAGAAGGAAGUGCCAUGUUUUCUCGCUGGUGGAGGUUUGGUGCGGACCGGUACAGCGAAGUGAACCUCUUCGCAGACCUAAAUGAGACCAACGCAGAGACUCUCUCCCAGGCCAUCAGAGCUGCAGCGCAUGAGGAGCCGGACGCAGACGGAAGCGUGCUGUUUGGCCAGCUGCAGGGCACUGUGGUCGGCCUCAGAUAUUACACAGGGGUGGUGAAUCAAGGGGAAAUGGUCGGUUUAGUGCGAGAGCCACAGAAUCCAUACGACUCCAAUGCAGUGAUGGUUGCCAACGUUUAUGGCAACCAAGUGGGUCACAUCAAGCGGGAGCUGGCAUCAGCUAUGGCCUGCAUCAUGGACAGAAAUUUGGCUAAAGUAGAGGGGGUGGUACACUCAGGGACGAAAAACAAAUUCACCAUGCCAGUGAUGCUGUCCUUCUGGGGGAAAGAAGAGAACAAAACUGCCGUGAUUCAGAUAAUGGCACGUCGUGGGUAUAAACUGAACACAGGUGCAGGAAGCACGGCAACAGGUGCAAAUCAGGGGCCGUAUGCUAGUCAAGGUGCUCGUGCACUGGCGUCUAAAAAAGGUUUGACCAUCCCAUUAACUCCAGAGGAGCUAAAGAAUGCAUUUGACAACCUUUUUGAAGGCUUGAUGGAGAGUAAAGAUGGAGAGAAAGAAGCAGCCAAGGCUGUGGGCACUCCUCUCCUGCCUCACCAGAGGCAGGCUCUGUCCUGGAUGUGUGCUCGAGAAAACAAAUCUGCGUUGCCACCCUUCUGGGAGAAGAGAGGCGAGCUGUACUAUAACAGCCUCACGUGCUUCUCUGCCAAAGAAAUACCAGAGAGAGUCCGUGGGGGAAUACUGGCAGAUGACAUGGGACUGGGAAAGACUCUGACAACCAUCGCUCUGAUCCUCACCAACUUUCACAAAGGAAAGCCUCUGCCCGUGGAGAAAUGUGAGCAGCAGACUUCGCCUAUUAAAGCCAAAACUGAACCACAGGUGGCCUCUAAGCUGGAAGGAGACAGUGGAGAAGAUAGAGCAGGACCUAGCGAUGCAGCUGCUGGUUCUCUAUCCUCACACUUUCCUCAGGUGGAGGCGAUCUCUGUUGAUUCGCCAGACGUAGUGGAGAUUGUGGACAAGUUAGACAAAAGUUCAAGCAAAGGAAAGACGAAAGCUACAAAACGAAAGCCCAGUAAAGAGGCCCCAGUAUUGCUGGAGGAUCUGGACUUUGCUGCAGCGCUGGGUGGCUCAGCAUCAGAUACAGGAUCAAAGAAGAAGAAAACUGACAAGAAGCCCACUCCCAAACUCAAUGUGGAAUCCCCUAUCCUUGAAAGUGCAGAGGACUUAUCAGCUAGGACGACUCUCAUCAUCUCCCCACUCUCUGUGCUCAGCAACUGGCUGGACCAGUUUGAGCAGCAUGUGCGUGCUAACGUGAAGCUAAACGUGUAUCUCUAUUAUGGCUCAGAUCGCAACAGGAGCAAGAAGUUUCUGUCCUCUCAGGACGUGGUGAUCACCACCUACAACGUCCUCUCAGCCGACUUUGGGAAUAAGAGUCCCCUUCAUGGGAUCAAUUGGCUGAGGGUUGUGCUGGACGAAGGACACAUCAUAAGAAAUCCCAAUGCACAGAUGAGUAAGGCUGUGCUCGAUCUAAAAGCUCAGCGGCGCUGGAUUUUGUCAGGUACUCCUAUCCAGAACAGCGUGAAGGACCUGUGGAUGCUGCUGGCCUUCCUGCGUCUGAAGCCCUUCGAUGUGAGAGAGUGGUGGAACAGAGUGAUCCAGAGACCUGUUACUCAAGGAGACAGGGCCGGCUUGCAGAACCUUCAGACCUUGGUGAAGUGUAUCACCCUGCGGCGGACCAAGAGCAGUGAGGUGAAUGGGCGCCCCCUGGUGUCUCUGCCAGAGAAGACAGUGUGUGUGGAGCAAGUCGAGCUGAGUCAGUCAGAGAGAGAGGAGUAUGAGCUGGCACGGAAAGAGGGAAGAAGCACAAUCAGCAGAUACGUAGCUGAAGGUACAGUCUUGAGGAAUUACGCUGAUGUGUUGGCCAUCCUGAUGAGGCUUCGACAGCACUGCUGCCACCCAGAUCUGCUGGCAAAAACAUCAUCAGACCAGGGUGCUGCAGCAACGCCUGCAGAGCUGCGGGAGCGUCUAAUAGAGAAGCUGCGGUUGGUGUUGGCCAGCGGCUCUGAUGAGGAGUGCUCUGUGUGUCUGGACUCUGUUCGUCUGCCAGUUAUUACACACUGUGCCCAUGUUUACUGCCAGCCCUGCAUCGCCCAGGUUAUCAGCACUGAGCAGGAAGCAGCACGCUGUCCUCUCUGUCGCAGUGAGAUCAAGACCAGUGAACUGGUGGAGUUUCCACAGGAGGAAAUGGAGGAAGAGAACAGUACCAACUCUGAGAAGUGGAGAACAAGCUCGAAGGUGCAGGCGCUGAUGGGAAACCUGCUCAGGCUGCGAUGUGAGGACAGCAGCGUUAAGUGUUUGGUCGUCUCUCAGUUUACACGCUUCCUCACCAUACUGGAGACUCCACUCAGAGAGCAUGGUUUCCAUUUUGUGCGUUUGGAUGGCACCAUGAGCCAAAAGAGGAGGACUCAGGUCAUCCAGGAGUUUCAGAGCUCUGCAGCAGACAGUCCCACCAUCAUGCUUCUGUCACUCAAAGCUGGAGGGGUGGGGCUUAACUUGACCGCCGCCUCUCAUGUUUUCCUCAUGGACCCUGCAUGGAAUCCUGCUACUGAGGAGCAGUGUAUCGACCGCUGCCACCGUCUGGGACAGAAGAGGAAAGUCUUCGUCACCAAGUUCAUUGUGAAAGACUCAGUGGAGGAGAGCAUGGUGAAGAUUCAGAGGCAGAAGCAGGACCUGGUGGAGAAGGCUUUUGGCUCUACGAACACUGAUAGGAAAACAUCUCGGAUUGAUGACAUCAAAGCUCUGAUGGAGCUGUAGAUGUCUGUCACUGGACCUGAGCUGAUGUACUGCAAACAACACACUUGAGUCCUCUUUGAACUGUUUUAACAGUUGAACAUGUUCUUUUUUGGGGGGGUCUCACAGUUCACAUCUGAAGCGCAAGAGAGAAUUUUUUGCACACGUGGCCAAUGUUGUGUUUAAUUCUUGCAAUGAUUAUAUUUUUGUUCUUUAGUUUAUUAAUGUUGUAAAUUCUGUUUUAUUUCUACUUCCGAUACCGAUUCAUUUACAGGAUGCAAGCUUUGAUUUUUGCUCGGACCUGUUUGUCUGGAUUUACGAUUUGAUCGUAAAAAUUUCAAACUGUACUAAUGCAUGGAGGUGGAUGAGUUUGUCAAAAGCUAUUACCCUGAGAUGAAGACUGGGUGGAAAUACCCACCUACUGUAGCAGCUUAAGUCUUAACUUGUCACCGUAAGGAUUAAGAUGUUCAGUAUGUUAGAUUUUUUUCUUUUCCUGGCCAUUUUUGGAUUAAAGAAAGGCAGACUACUGAUAUACAUUUAUACUUACUGUACACAGAGCAGCUUUCAGAACUUUCAGAGGUUUUCUAAGAAAAGCAUGAAGUUGAAGAAUAAGGAAAAGUCAUCUGUUUACAUAAUGGUGUGCAUCUACCCAUAGAUCAGUCAAUUUUGAUAAGCAUUGAAUUGUGGUUAGAAAGUGCUUAAAUAUGAGGAUUUGCUGCUUUUCUGUUUUAACAAACAAGUCAGAAAAAAUCACAUAUUUUAAAAAGGUCAUCCUCAAAACUUUUUUUCUAUUUUGUGACAUUUCAUAGAUUAAAUGUUUAAUUGCUGCCCUAUAUCCAAUCAAUAUUACAGAGUUAAAAAAAAAAGUGAAACUCAUGAAAUAUGGGAUGGAUAAGUGGUGAUUUUUUUCCCCCUCACCAGUUCUUUAUUAGCACUUCAACAGGGAUGUACAGUUAACAGCUGGGUCACAGGACAGGCCUGCAUUAACCAAUGUCACUACAAUUAUGUUCCACUUCCACACUUAUGCAUAUUCAGGAUUUAGCAGGCUGACAAGGUUAGAAAUAAUUGCAUAUG
Chelmon rostratus (copperband butterflyfish) is the source of this 4079-nucleotide messenger RNA. RefSeq names its product helicase-like transcription factor (gene hltf). The transcript has 25 exons. Gene Ontology annotation, molecular function: hydrolase activity, acting on acid anhydrides, in phosphorus-containing anhydrides; zinc ion binding; nucleic acid binding. Lineage: Eukaryota; Metazoa; Chordata; Actinopteri; Chaetodontiformes; Chaetodontidae. The record is from RefSeq and is a predicted model, not a curated record. Bases 117 to 3029 code for a protein of 970 amino acids.